Messenger RNA from Sinocyclocheilus rhinocerous, 1413 nucleotides. RefSeq lists its product as uncharacterized. NCBI's taxonomy places the organism in Eukaryota, Metazoa, Chordata, Actinopteri, Cypriniformes, Cyprinidae. The record is from RefSeq and is a predicted model, not a curated record. Bases 319 to 1050 code for a protein of 243 amino acids. The transcript has 2 exons.
CUGAUUUCUUGCAAGUGCCUUACAAUUAAAGGUCUCCUCUCAAAAAUAACCUAUAAUUCGCACACCGUGUACACGAGGGGGGCAUGUGAAGGCCUAACGUUACACGAUUUUGCACACAUGCGGGUUGAAUAACCAACACCCCUCGAUCUGACGCAAGUCUUGUAGCGAGGAUAACGCUGGGUAAAUUGAUGCAUUCAGUGUCAAAUUCGGGCUCUGGGGUCUCUCAACCCCUCUUUAUGCACCCAAAAGUGAAUUUAGUCGGCGUUAAUCGUAAGGACUGCAUUUAAAAGGACCACAAGAGUCCCAAAGGAAAGUGCGAUGGCUUCGACACCCUCCGCUUCAGCCCUGUCAGCAGUUCUCCGGUGUCAGGGGAAUAUCCUCGCCCGAAAACAGGCGAACAAGAAGCGGCCUCCAGCUUCGGUGUACGGGCUCGGGAUGACAUGCGGAGAUUCGGUCAAAUCUUAUUUUCGCUCUCUUUGGGGAUUCAUAUUUCACAGGGAGCGAGUGGAGAUUCCCGGAGUUUUGUCCGUUACAGCGCGAUUUGAAACGGGCUGUUCAGGAAAAUCUUCGAGAAGAAAUGGUGAAUCCAAAGAUCUUCUGGUCAAAAGCUCCCUAAAGACUGACAACAAAAUGUUAACUAUGAAAGUAUCAAGUGAACCAAAUCAAUGGCCAAAGACGAAACUGACGUCGAACAAUACUUUUGCUUUUAAAUCCCAGCGUUAUCCAAACGUUGUUUUAUCCAAAAACAGCCUGGUUCUUCGACUGGAUGGCACGUAUUUACGAAAACUAAACUCUGAUUAUCCAUGGACUUGUUGUAUUUGUGUAGUUUGCGCUCGGAGUAAGAGCACGCUGAACUACAGUAAUGUGAAUCCAUUGUUUUCUCUUGGUUUAUUGUGGAUUUUAAAGAAUAAACGGAUAUAUUUAACAACCGCAGUGUCAGACAGUGUGCGGGAACUUGGAAUAGGCUGGAACCAGCUUCAUCCGGAUUUUGAUAAGUGUGUCAAAUGUACUUCUGAACAUCAUGAGGAUCAAGACACUGGAAGGAGUUGAACCUGGGAAAUGAUUUUUCUUCUAAAGACAAUAUGGAUGGCAUGCACGUCACACAAAUGCACUUUCAUCGAUGUGAAAUGUCAGUAAUUGUACUCUUAUGUUCUUUCAUGCGCUGUCUUCUUCACUUCAGCUUUAUGGAAUGUAUUGUAUUGUUUUAUACACUGUCUGCUUGAUUUUGCACUGUUAUUGCCACCCAAAUUUUCCCUAUGUGGAUAAAGAAAAUAUUAUUACUAUUAUACUAUAUUACCAAACUGCUGACCAUAAUCAGCUUUUCUAAUAAUACCUUUUUUAAAUGUUUAAAAGUAUGAACAAGAAGUUUGACUUUGUGUAAAUAGGCCACAUAAUAAUAAUAAUAAUAAUUAA